UGAUACCAAGACACUUCUCCUCCUCAGUACAACGGAAACAAGGACAGAGCUCAGAUCAACCUUCCAAAGAUGAUGAGAAUCUUGCAGUCAAAGCUCAAGAUGCAGUAGCAUCAGGAAAACCCAAGUCAACCCAUAAAACCGUCGCAGAAGCAGAUGCUGAGCUCAUGGAGAAGCUUGCGGGACAUUCAGAUGCCGGAGGUGCCGCGGGCGUGGAGUACGAAAAUGGCAAACCUGUUGCGCAGAAACGGAGUGUCAGAAACAACAUGUUUCGACUGAUAUGAGUUUUCGUACGAAGAUGUUGAUCGAGGGGUUUCUGUCGUCUCAAUCGAAUUUUAGGUGCGAAUUAUGGGUGCUUGGAAGUGUUCAGCACCAGAUCUUAUCAACUUCAGCUCGGGUCCCCCUGAUGGAAGAGCAGUUGUCGCAACAGUCGUAACAUACUCAUGAUCGCGGUGAGCGAUAAGAUCAUGUCAUGACAUUCCGCGAUAUGAACAGUCCCGGAGACUGACUCGAUCUCAUCGACAAAUGCUACCGUUUAUUCCGGGACAGAACAGCGGAGGCGCUGGUCAGGGCGGCUGAACAUAACCAUGCUCAUGCCGAUGAAUGUUACGAUAUCCCCGAUGGCGGCUUAAGUUCAAGCGAAAGGAUUUCACAGCUGAUUCCUGCGAGCUCGCUCUUCCCACGCCUUCGUCAGCUUGUAUCGACCGCAUGAAGGCCACUAGGAAAGGACGAAAUCGUGAUAUUCAACAAUGAGACUAUUACAAUGAC
Molecule: messenger RNA, 765 nt
Organism: Sphaerulina musiva SO2202
Lineage: Eukaryota; Fungi; Ascomycota; Dothideomycetes; Mycosphaerellales; Mycosphaerellaceae
Exons: 1
Coding region: 278-433 (51 amino acids)
Source: RefSeq, a predicted model, not a curated record